Linum trigynum is the source of this 342-nucleotide messenger RNA. The record is from the annotation of a GenBank genome assembly. Lineage: Eukaryota; Viridiplantae; Streptophyta; Magnoliopsida; Malpighiales; Linaceae.
AUGGAGUUUACGCUGCAUUGUAACCUUGGAGGUCCUCGCAAUGCCAGCGUUUCUUUGCGGCUCCGCAUGUUGCAUGUGUGGCCGGCGAAGUCCCCGGGGGACAUUAGGAUCUACAAUUACUGCACUCUUUGGGUCGACGAAACAGGUAUGCUGAUACAAGGCGUCUCACCGACUUCGAUGGCUACCGGGAUUCGUCGUGAUCUCUCGGUUGGCAAGAUAUACGUCAUAAAGACUUUUGCCCUGAGCAAUCCGCCAAAUCAUUUCCCACUUGAUGCUUACGAGUUUGUGGCUUUCUCUCAGUUGAAUUUGCGUGCCGGUAACCAUCGUUAUUUGACAGGUUAG